CAGAAGGCUGGCAUCACUGAAGAGUUCUUCCAUCGUCAUUGGAAGACUGUUCACGCCGACCUCACCUUAGAUCAAUUAGACUUUGCUCUUCGCUUCCAUCAAGACAAGCAAAAUUGGGCCAACGCUCAGCGCCUUCUCACUGCUGUCGGUGGAGCGAUGCAGCUAGCCCUAUACGACGGUAUUGCUGAGUUCCACACCAAAGACUACGAGACGUUCGAGAAGUUCGUCCUAUCGGUCUUCGCUGACCCGCUUUUGGUUGGAGAUCAAAAAAAGUUUGUCAGCUCGGAUUCACCAUUGCACAUCAUGGCCGGCUACGAAAACCUCAUCUUCGGUAGCGGAAUUAGUAUUUCGAAUGGCUACGACAGUGUCGUUCCCGGAGAUCGCCGGUUCAAGUACCCCAGAUGCUGGUGA
This is a messenger RNA of Cucurbitaria berberidis CBS 394.84, 411 nucleotides long. RefSeq lists its product as uncharacterized. The annotation marks the transcript as partial. The record is from RefSeq and is a predicted model, not a curated record. NCBI's taxonomy places the organism in Eukaryota, Fungi, Ascomycota, Dothideomycetes, Pleosporales, Cucurbitariaceae. The transcript is spliced from 2 exons. Gene Ontology annotation, molecular function: oxidoreductase activity.